CCGCGGGUGUGCUCAGCCCGAACCCCAGAUCGGAGCCACGCCACCGGCGGCUGGCCGGCACCCCCCCCCCCCCCUUCCCCUCCGCAAGGUUCUUCUACAUCCAUCUGGGAUCUGCCUUCUUCGCGCCACUGCGGAGUGUGGCCGGCCAGGGAGCAGCCUGUCCUGGCGCCGGAGACGGGAGGGGAAUCGCCGGCGACCGGAAAGGAGAAUGGAGGCGCUCAUCGGAGACGGUCCUGAACCCCAGUGUUCCCACGUUGUCGGCGCCGAGGAGAGGGAGCGGGGGUAGUCGCCGGCCGGCGGCCGUUGGCCACUCCGGUCACCAUUCUUCAGUAUGCUCCUCAAGAUGGCGAUGGUGGAUGUCAGGGGCGACGAUGUUAACUCAUGGCUGCAAGCAAGAGCAGCUCAGGCUGGGAUCAAGCACGGCAGCCCAGGCAGCAGCGGUCGUCGCUUUCAUGCCCGCCAGAGCUUGUGCGGUGUGCAGAAGGUGAUGGCGCCGCUGACGCUGAUGAAACGCACAGUGAGGUCGUUGCCAAGUUCGCUGGGCAGGAGUACUCUGUUUGCUUCGAGCUGCUUGCAGACACUCGGUAUGAUCGUCUUCCUGCUUCUCUUCCCAGUUGAAUAAUGUGAACCUAUGUAGUUGAUUGUUGGUAUUUGAUUGGCUUACAAUAUCAUUUGACUUAAAAUUAUAUUUACACAUAAAAGAGGAGUACUUAUUUAAUAUGUACAACACGUGCAAAUUAAUACAUAAUUACUUUGUUUGCUAAGUAGUCGUGCUUACUUUUGAUCACAUAGAAAACGAAACCAUUAAUAGCAUCAUAUGAGAUGCACUCCAAUGCUAAUAUGUGCAUGACCAACAUGUCGCAAUGGGUAGUGUGUGUGCCACGUCUGGGAAUAAUGCAUGCUUUAUUAGUUCUCUUGCAUGAAGUAAUCUAUUUAUGAUAGUAAAUGUUUCAUUAACAAUGCCAAUUUAUAAAGCCAUAAAACUAACUUAACUUGUGGUCUUUAAGGGUCAUAUGUUCUUGUCUAGAUAUAAUGUGACAUGCUGCGCCAGUGUCUCCUCCUCUGGGAGAUACAGGUAAAGAGGAAGCAUCAUCCAAUCCCCCCGCCCCCUAGCUAGCUUCUGAACACCCCCUCCCCCCCUCUCUCAUGGGUUUCAGUUGCUUCCAGCUCCAUUCAGGGAGCUGUGAUGACGUGCCACUUGAUUUCCAUGUGCAGCAAAAUGGCCACUAUGAGCUCCAUUCUGUUGAUCGUUCAUUUGAACCUGCUGGUGGAUCGAUCGUUCCAUUUGCAACCUUCUAUCAUGAGUCAUAUCCACAAGGCACAACCAAGAAAGAUGUCGUUGACGGUGCUUCAUCAAUCAUUCAUAAUCCUGGACCUCACUUGCCUCUCUUGUCGCCAAAACCUGAGAUUUCACAUCUCAUAGGAGGUGGAAUGGGAUCAUACAAGACGUAUGAGAUGAGCGGCAGGUUUAUUCCAAGAAGGAAAGCCUCGAGUAAGGCUGUCAAGAAGACUAAUGUUGUCAAAGGGCAAUGGACACCGGAAGAAGACAGGAAGUUAGUAAAGUUAGUGGAACAGUUUGGAUUGGGGAAGUGGUCUCAGAUGGCACAGAUGCUGCCUGUGAGAGUAGGAAAACAAUGCAGAGAAAGAUGGCACAACCAUUUGAGACCUAACAUCAAGAAAGAUACUUGGAGUGAGGAGGAAGAUAUGGUUCUGAUACAAACGCACAAGGAGGUUGGCAACAAAUGGGCAGAGAUAGCUAAGCGGCUCCCUGGGAGAACAGAAAACUCCAUAAAAAAUCAUUGGAAUGCAACAAAGAGAAGGCAAUUUGCACGGAGGCAGACCGGCACUAAAGCCAAGAAUCCCAAAUCAGGGACCCUUCUACAGAACUACAUCAAAAGUCUUGGGAUUGGCUCUAGCAAGGUCAUUGCUCCUCUAGAUCCGAAAGAACCUCCAUUGUCAGCAUUUUCACCAGCACCCCCGACACAAAAUCGGGCACAUAUGAAUGAUAAUUGGCCAGAAUCCAACCCAUCCAACAUAAUGGUCACCCAAGGAAUAUUCAGCACAGAUGACAGACAGAUUCACUCAUGUGAAGAAAUUCUAGUUCCCACAUCUGAUGACUUUUCUGUGGACAUGUUUGAUGGUUUAUUUAACGCAGAGGAGGUGCAAUACCAGGCUUACAACAUAGAUGAUGAUGUUGACAUGGACUAUAUCAUCAACCAUAUUGAUUAUUCUAUUAAGAAUGACCAUGAGAUAGAUAUGGAUAUGACAUGGGAUGACGAUGCGCUCGUAAACAUUGAAUCUGGAUGAUCACCAUUGGUGAUGCUGGCAGGCCCGCCAGAAAUCAAAACUGUGCAUGUGAAGGAGGAGAUGGAUCUAGUUGAGUUGGUCACACAUCCACAAACUUGCAGCUAGUGGACAAGAAAAGAACCAGUGAUAUUAUUACAUAUGUGUGCUAUUUAUACGGAAUAUGACGAACUUUUGGAUGUACUAUGGGACAUCCCGUUUAUAGAUGAUAUGACGACCUUCUGAAUGCUUUCUACAGGCAAUAGAAUGACCUUUGGAUGUAAUUAUGAGAAUCCAUAUUGAGAACAGACGGUGGUAAAUAAGACCAUGUUGUAUGUAGUACAUGGACUGAAAAUAAAAUGU
Molecule: messenger RNA, 2646 nt
Organism: Triticum aestivum (bread wheat)
Lineage: Eukaryota; Viridiplantae; Streptophyta; Magnoliopsida; Poales; Poaceae
Product: transcription factor MYB98
Exons: 4
Coding region: 1147-2307 (386 amino acids)
Biological process (GO): regulation of DNA-templated transcription
Cellular component (GO): nucleus
Molecular function (GO): RNA polymerase II cis-regulatory region sequence-specific DNA binding; DNA-binding transcription factor activity, RNA polymerase II-specific
Source: RefSeq, a predicted model, not a curated record